Molecule: messenger RNA, 411 nt
Organism: Fusarium poae
Lineage: Eukaryota; Fungi; Ascomycota; Sordariomycetes; Hypocreales; Nectriaceae
Exons: 3
Coding region: 1-411 (136 amino acids)
Source: RefSeq, a predicted model, not a curated record
AUGAAGUUCACUCUCCUCACCCAGGCUGCUCUAGCCAUCUCUUCCAUCACUGGAGUUGUUGCCUCUCCUACUCCUGGUGCUGUCACUGACUCUGCACUUGACAAGCGCAGAGAUUGUUCGUUGACAAUCAAGUAUGACAAGGUCUUUGUUGAGGAUGGUAUGGAUAGAUAUCGCCAUUGGCUCAUCACCGAGCCCCGCGAAGACAAGCAUCUCCAAUUCUUCUGCGAGGCAACCUAUCAUGCCCAGUUCAUGUACAACAGACAAUGCUACUGGGGUGAUGAUGGAAAGUACUACGUUGAUGUGAGCGUGGCCAGAGGUCCUGCCGGUCAUAAAUACCUUAUGAGCGCAUACAACGGAGCGAGUGAAGACUAUGAAAGACUUACCCAAUGCCAUGCCAUCAGGGAGUUCUAG